This is a messenger RNA of Manis javanica (Malayan pangolin), 4048 nucleotides long. It is a transcript of the gene VASH2, whose product is annotated as vasohibin 2. Gene Ontology annotation, cellular component: cytoplasm. Gene Ontology annotation, biological process: regulation of angiogenesis. The record is from RefSeq and is a predicted model, not a curated record. NCBI's taxonomy places the organism in Eukaryota, Metazoa, Chordata, Mammalia, Pholidota, Manidae.
AUGACCGGCUCGGCUGCUGACACUCACCGCUGCCCCCACCCCAAAGGCGCCAAAGUCACCCGCUCCCGGAGCAGCCACGCGCGGCCCGUGAGCCUCCCCACCAGCGGGGGCUCAGAGGAGGAGGACAAAGACGGCGGGGUGCUAUUUCACGUUAACAAGAGUGGCUUCCCCAUCGACAGCCACACCUGGGAGCGCAUGUGGAUGCACGUGGCCAAGGUGCACCCCAAGGGGGGAGAAAUGGUGGGUGCCAUCAGGAAUGCCGCCUUCUUGGCAAAGCCUACAAUACCCCAGGUUCCAAACUACAGGCUUUCAAUGACGAUUCCAGACUGGCUCCAGGCAAUCCAGAACUACAUGAAGACGCUACAAUACAAUCAUACAGGGACCCAGUUCUUUGAAAUUAGGAAAAUGAGACCAUUGAGUGGGUUGAUGGAAACAGCAAAAGAAAUGACUCGAGAGUCCUUGCCUAUCAAAUGCCUUGAAGCUGUCAUCCUGGGCAUAUACUUAACCAAUGGACAGCCUUCCAUCGAGCGAUUCCCCAUCAGCUUUAAAACCUACUUCUCAGGAAACUACUUUCACCAUGUUGUGCUGGGGAUUUAUUGCAAUGGCCGCUAUGGCUCGCUGGGCAUGAGCCGAAGGGCUGAGCUGAUGGACAAGCCGUUGACCUUUCGGACUCUGAGUGACCUCAUCUUUGACUUUGAAGACUCCUAUAAGAAAUAUCUGCACACAGUCAAGAAGGUCAAGAUUGGGCUGUAUGUUUCCCAUGAGCCUCACAGCUUCCAGCCCAUUGAGUGGAAGCAACUGGUCCUCAAUGUCUCAAAGAUGUUGAGGGCAGACAUAAGGAAGGAGCUGGAGAAAUAUGCCAGGGACAUGAGAAUGAAGAUCCUGAAGCCUGCAAGUGCCCACUCCCCAACCCAGGUGAGGAGCCGUGGAAAAUCCCUGUCCCCCCGAAGAAGACAGGCAAGCCCCCCAAGGCGGCUCGGCAGGCGAGACAAGUCGCCUGCACUGCCUGAAAAGAAGGGGGCUGAUCUCAGCACUCUGAAUGAAGUGGGCUAUCAAAUCCGAAUUUAGGCAAGCCGCCCAGCUGGCAAGAGGGCUUCUAUGGUGCUUCUCUCUGCACUUUACCCAGCAUCUUCAGGAGGAACUGCAACUAUUUAUUAAGAACUUGUGACUUUUAUUUUUAAGGAUUUGCUUAGAAAUAGAAUCUGAGUGGGUGUUAACUUUAAAAAAUUCACCAAGGGGCAACCAUGAAAAGACUAACCCCUGUUUCCGGGGAUGUAGUGUCACUCACUGCGGAUAGAAGGAUACCAUUAACUGUAGUUUUAUGUUUUUCCAUUUACCUACUUCUACUUGCUUUGAACAUUGUACUUCACCAGUAGUAAAUGUUCAUGAAAUCCUCCCUUUCACUUUUGAUAUGGUAAGGUAACUCAAUCAGUGUUUAUGUCUUUUUUUAGCAAUAACAGAGGCAAAGAUUGGUGGGAUUUUUUUUAAGCAGUCAAGAUUACCUCAGCAUCAUGACAUCAGAUAUGCAAACUUACUGUUUUGUUUUUUUUAUAUUCUAUUUGUAUUGUUUCUUUAAUAUUUCCAGUGGGGAUCUCCACAAAGUUUGGGAUUUUUUUCCUGGUGCACACAUGUGAUGAGUUUUAAGGUAUUGUGUCAGGUGUUUUUCUAAAAAGCACUGACAAUUCUGGCAAUAUGGGAAACUAUUUCCAGGACCUUGAAGUUCUUUCUUUCUUAGUCUUUCUUGAAGUAUUCACUGACAGCAGUUUUUAUUUCAAAAGAACAAAAGCACGUGCAGAAGCUAGUCUAUGUUCUGUCACAAACAUAAACUUUGCAGACUCCAGCACAGGAGGACGUGGGCUGUUACAAUAACUCCGCAGUAUUGCAGUUACCUCUGACAGUAACAUUCAGAAAUGCAUGGGGCAGGAGUGAACUCGUAGGUCUUGAGAACCAGAUAACCUUUCUGUUCACAUUUCACCUGACUUUUAAACUUUUAAGUCAGGCUUUGAUUCUGAAGGACUCACUGUUAUUAGAUGUGUUCUGAUGUCUUAUAUUAAGACUAAAUGUGGCACUAUGUGGUUUUUUCCAGUGCCUUGAUUUUAGGUACCACUUCAUGCCGUAUAGGAACUGGUGCUGGAAAAUGCAACGAAUUAAGAGAAGCAGAACCUUUCUUUAAUAAUGGAGAUGUCUUUAGGUACAGUGUUAUACCUUAUAGUGUGAUUUAGUCCAAGCACAGUGAAAAUCUGGCCUACAUAUGGUAGUUACAGUGUAACUUCUGGAUGCAGACCACACAGAAUAACUCUUAACAGCAUUCCAAAUCUGUAGGCGAUAAAAAAAAAAUACAGCUAUUUCAUUUGUUUUAUCUUAGCAACCAUGCCAACUCAUGAGUCCAAAAAGUGUAUGUAAGAUGUAAGGGAAGACACUUAACAGUGAUUCCAGUCUCAGGGCUUCCUCUCUGGCUUUGACCGAAGGUGAUUUUAGGAAGGAAGUGGAAAAAAUAAGAAUCUGCGAUUCUUUACCAUUAAGACCUCUGAGGGAGACGUGGAAGGCAAAAGAACUUACUUCAUCCUUUAGCCAUGUGCACAUGAGCUCACUUCACCUAAACAUUAAUGUCAUUAAUGCAAAGUACUGUUUUCUUAAAAAAGGAAGUCUAGUGGACUUUACAUGGAAAAACCAAGUAUGCAUACCUCUCAAUUAGACUAAAAACAGCAUUAAGUCAAAAAUUCUGAACUUAAAUCACUUUAAGAAUACUAUUCUUAACAGUUUAAAAUGAGUCAUCUUUGUAUACCUUAACAAGGCAAACCCAUUUGCAGCUUCAUGACCAUGUAUAUUAGGUGUCUGGAGUAGUCAGUGAAUCAUUUCAUUCUCAUUCAGAAACAAUACUUAGUUUUCCCUUUACUGAGACCUAAGAUAUAUGUGUAUAUAUAUAUGAGAUAUAUAUAUAUAUAUAUAUAUCUUUAUCAAUAUGAAACUUUUAUUAUAUCCAGCAGACUACUUAUAACAUUACAGUCAUUCUAAGAGCUUGAAAUAUGACUUUCCAAUAUUACUUAGGUACUGUCCCAUCUAAAAUACAAAAUGUCAAUAGUUGCAUAGCCUCGUUUCUCACAGAAAAGGGGAAAAUAACAGGAAUACAAAUUUUUUCUAACAUGCUGAUGUAUAAGCCUUAAAACUGCCAACUGGCUUGAUGAUUCAUUAGUAACCUAGUUUUUUCUACACUCACUUACUGAUUUUAAUAUUCAUUUCCCCAAAGCAAGAAUUUGUUACAGAAACAUGAAAAUUGUAAAUGUUCUCUGUUGUCAUUCUAUUUUUAUUGCCUGUGGAGCAUGUUAAUUUCUAAAAGAUAGGGGAAAGGCACCACACUCCUAAAUUUGAGUGCAGUAACAUAAUUUAAAUAUUAAGACAAGGAAAAAAAAUGACCUGAUUUACCCCCUACCCCCAAAAAUUAUUUUAAAACUGACUAUAAUUCAAAAGAUAAAAACUAAAACUGAAGUUUUUUUUAAAAGUCACUAAUAUCAAAGAAAUUUUAUGCUUAAGCCAUCUAGCAAUAUAUGCAAAGUUUAAAUGAGUGACAGAAAUCUUGAUUUUAGGCUACACGUGCUGGUUUGAGUACACUUUAUUUCAGAAAGUGAUAUUUAGUAUUUUCUAUACACUCUGAAAUCAUGAGCAUUUCACUUUUUCUAAUCAAUUAUUUCAUAAGGAUUUUAUUAAUAGAUAUUGGUAAAUAGAACUUUGGAAAUCUUAAUUCAGUAUUCUUACUAUACCCGAGGCUUUUGUAAUCUAUAGUUUUAUGUACAACCUUGUACAGUUUUUUGACACGAUUCAGAAUCUUGUUUAUUCUCUUGGACUUUGUUCUGGCCAAUACAUCUUUUUUUUAACUUUAAGCAAAACUGUGAUUGUUUUAGUGGGUAUUUUUCUAAGUAAAUGAAAACUUGUAUAAUGGUAUUUUAAAGAAUGCCAGAUAAGUGCAUGUUUCAAGUUAAUGUUUUUCUCAUCACUUGUAUGUUUAUACACAGCAGCAUGGGUCUUUAAUAAAACCAUCUUGGAAACUUAA